Prorocentrum cordatum is the source of this 375-nucleotide messenger RNA. The record is from the annotation of a GenBank genome assembly. NCBI's taxonomy places the organism in Eukaryota, Dinophyceae, Prorocentrales, Prorocentraceae.
AUGAUCCAGGAGGACUUCGAGAAGGAGAUCGCGGUAGCGCGCAAGGGGGACUCCGCGGCGCAGGCGACGUACGAGGAGAACAUGGCCGGGUUGAACGAGAUCCUGGAGAAGUUGACGGCCAUGCGGAACAGCCUCGACAAGGAUUUGGCCGAGCUGAAGGUCAAGAUCGUGGGCAUGGAGACCACCAAGGGCUUCAAGGGUACCAGCCUGGAGCUGGAAGUCGAGAAAAAGAGCACCCUCGAGGGCGAUUGCGGCUGGGUCAAGACUCACUUCCAGAGCCGUCGCGACAAGCGCAAGGCGGAGAUGGACGGGCUCUUGGAGGCCAAGAAUUACCUCGCCGGGAUGGAGUCGGAGAUGGCCGGAUCUGACCAGUAA